Mitosporidium daphniae is the source of this 687-nucleotide messenger RNA. RefSeq lists its product as uncharacterized. The record is from RefSeq and is a predicted model, not a curated record. The transcript has a single exon. Lineage: Eukaryota; Fungi; Microsporidia. Bases 1 to 687 code for a protein of 228 amino acids.
AUGCGGAAGGGCUCGCUUGCUAUUAUCCUGCUCACACUCUAUUCAUGCGCUUUUGCCAAGCUCGACAAAAGCGUGUAUAUGGAUGCCGAAGAAUACGCCUUCCCUGAAUUCAAAGAACUUCCAAGGGAAGAGUUUAAAGCACAGCCAGAAUAUUUUGGGUGCAGGCUUCCCAAAUCAGAGCUUCAAACCACAUUGCGCCAACCCUCGAUUUGCGGAAAUGUUGGGUGUCUUCCGGCACCAAAAAAAAUAUGCCCAGCUUCUCCUCUUCUCCCUCCUGCAUGUGUGAACAAAACUACCACAACCACUAAUCCACCUCUCCUUGUUUGUCUUUUGCCUUCGCAACCGCUACCCCCAAAGCCCUCCAUUUGCACAAUGACAAGCAUUUUCACCGGACCCUGCUCGCCUAAUGCAACCAAAUCAAACAAUACAACCCCGGAAAAGGCAAUAACGCCAACUUCCACAACGACAACGGCCGAUCAAAAGGGCAUCAUUCCACUAGUAAAGGCUCUUUUCCUACCCAAGCCAACCACCACCAAUAUCACCACGUCGUCCACGUCGAGCGUCAUUGCGGACGAAAAGAAAAACAGUAUGGCCUUCAAAUGCCCCACCAGUAUAUAUGCAGAGCCGGCCUCCAUUCCUCCUGCUGUAUAUGAAAUCCUUUCCAGAAUUGCAAAGGAGCGUACCUGA